AAUACGAAGAAAAAAACGCAUCGUGUGAAUUAAUCUCGCAAAAUGCAAUAGAAAAGUUAUUAAAUAAAAUAUUUACAGAUCCUAAAUCUUUCUCAUCAACAAAGUGUUUUAAUGAAACAAGUAAACAUAAGUCCAUACUUUUUCCACAUCGCAGACGUAACGAAACUUACAUGUCCACGAAAAAAAUCUAAGAACGAUUUGUAAAUAAAUUAUAUAUAAAUUUUACUUGACGUUGCUUGCGCGGAUGCAAUAAUAACAGGAAUGACAGGUAGCGCUACAUCCGGCGUGCAGCCGGAUAAAAAAAUCUACCACCGGCAGUGACCGGUAAAAUGCGAAUACAGUUAUUUGCCUCGCGAUAAUUUCACGCUUUCCGAUAAAUGUACUGUGACGGCGGCCGUUUAACGGAACGUCACUCGCGAGCACGAUGACGCGCAUUACGUUUCUGCAUCCUGACCUCGGCAUCGGCGGCGCCGAGAGGCUGGUCGUCGACGCCGCUCUGGCCCUGAAGAAGAACGGCCACGACGUGAAUUUCGUGACUACCCACCACGAUCCGGAUCACUGCUUCUCGGAGACCAGAGACGGCACAAUCCCCGUCACCGUCGUGGGCACCUGGUUACCUAGACACAUCCUGGGCAGAUUCUACGCUUUCUGUGCCUAUUUACGCAUGAUAUAUGCAGCUAGCUAUAUAAUAUUUUGCGAUCGACGGCCUGAAGUUGUCUUCUGCGACUUGGUGUCCGUCUGUAUACCUGUUCUUCGACUACGCAUUCCAUAUGUAGUAUUUUACUGUCAUCAUCCGGAUCAGCUGCUCUCGCAGCCUGGUGGCUAUAGCAAACAGCUGUAUCGCAUGCCAUUGAAUUAUCUGGAAGAAAUUACAACUGGCAUGGCGCAUAAGGUGUUUGUAAAUAGCAUUUAUACAGGUAGUGUGUUUCGGAGCACAUUCAAGAGAUUGCAUAUUGAACCAGAGGUUUUAUAUCCUUCUAUAAAUACAGAUUUCUUCGAUAAGACAAGAAUAGUAUCUAUGGAUAGAGUACUUGAUAAGAAAUUACCGAAUGACAGUAUUGUAUUAUUAUCAAUCAAUAGAUAUGAGCGUAAGAAAAUGCUGUCACUCGCGAUAGAGGCUCUUGCAGAAUUAGAAAAACUGUUGACGAAAGAAAUAUAUAAAAGAGUAUAUUUAAUUAUAGCUGGCGGGUAUGACAAGAGAAUUGAGGAGAAUGUAGAGUACCACUUGGAAUUAAUAGGACUCGCGGACGAAUUAUAUGUAACAGAUAAAGUGAUAUUCUUACGUUCACCUUCUGACAUUGACAAAGUUUCAAUACUCCAUCAUUGUAAAAUUGUAAUAUACACCCCGCCAAACGAGCACUUUGGGAUAGUACCUCUAGAAGCGAUGUAUGUAGGUAAGCCAGUAAUUGCUCAUAAAUCUGGUGGUCCAAUGGAAUCGAUAGUUUCUGGAGAAACUGGUUUUCUGGUUGAUUUAUCUGCCGAGGCCUUUGCUUCAAAAAUAUCUUUUCUUAUCACAAAUCCGGAUCGUAUCGAGGACUUUGGCAGAUCCGGUAAAGAUAGAUUUCUAAAAACAUUCAGUUUUGUUGCAUUUAGUGUUCAAUUGAAUAAAGCGAUAGAUGAUUUAAUUACCAAAAAAACAAAAUAAUAUUAUACAGAAAAAAGUGAUUCUUCUCAAUUCUUUUGCAUGGUAUUAAAUAUAUUUGGAUUGAUUAUUCAAUAAAAAUGAUAUUUAAUUGAAAUAUUAAGAAGAACUGAAAGCACAUUGUUUUUCAGUUCCUUGGAACAUAUUUAUGUCAUGUUCUAUAUUAAUUGUCUGAAUAACGUUUAAGAAUUACAUUUUAUAAUGGAUUAUAGCUUAAGUUUUUACGUUUAAUUUGUUUAAUCCUAUGGGAACACAACUUGUUAUAUGGCUCUAUGUAAAUUAUAUAAACU
Molecule: messenger RNA, 1932 nt
Organism: Camponotus floridanus (Florida carpenter ant)
Lineage: Eukaryota; Metazoa; Arthropoda; Insecta; Hymenoptera; Formicidae
Gene: Alg2
Product: alpha-1,3/1,6-mannosyltransferase ALG2
Exons: 2
Coding region: 425-1645 (406 amino acids)
Molecular function (GO): alpha-1,3-mannosyltransferase activity; GDP-Man:Man(1)GlcNAc(2)-PP-Dol alpha-1,3-mannosyltransferase activity
Source: RefSeq, a predicted model, not a curated record